AUGUUGAGCUGGCUGCUUCCACCCAUGGCUCUGCACACGCACAGGGGCGGGUUGUGCCGGGGAGAGCGGGAGGCUGGGCUCCGAGGCGGCGGCGGAGGCGGUGGAGGAGGAGAAAGCCGUGGCGCUCCCUCAGCCUGCCUGCCUCCCUCGUUCACCGAGCCGCUUCUGCUGCUGGGCUGCUGCUUGCGGCCGGACGACCCGGCAGAGCGGGGGCUUCUGCUGACGCCGGCGGGCGGGAUGAUGGCGGCGGGCGGCGGCGGGCCGCGGCAGAAGGCGCUCUCCCUGCUGGAGGCGGCCCGCUGCCGCUACGAGAGCCUGCAGAUCUCCGACGAUGUCUUCGGCGAGUCGGGCCAGGACAGCAGCGGGAACCCCUUUUACAGCACCACGGCCGACUCUGCCUCCGAGGAGGAGGAGGACGACGAGCGCCGGGCCCCGGAGGGAGGACGCGGCCAACGGGGCAGGACAGGAGGGCGGCGGGGCGCCAAAGCCGCGGCGGAGCAGCAGCUGCCGCCAGCGCAGGGCGGCUCGGGGGCGAGUUGCCUGAGUCCCGCCGAGCAGCCGGAGGAGGAGGAGGAGGAGGAAGAGGAAGACCAGCGGGGCUGGAGCCGGCGCCUGCGAGACACCCCGACCCCUUCCUUCAUGGAGAGCAGCGGCCCAACUCACAAAAUGCCACCAGCUGCCAGUGCCAUGGACUUCUUCCAACUGUUUGUCCCUGACAAUGUGCUAAAGAACAUGGUGGUACAAACCAAUAUGUAUGCCAAGAAGUAUCAGGAACGGUUUGGGAGCGAUGACACCUGGACAGAUGUCACCCUGACAGAAAUGAAGGCUUUCCUGGCAUACAUGAUAUCCACAAGCACUCACCACUGUGAGUCUGUCCUCAGCAUUUGGAGUAGUGGUUUCUAUAGCAACAAGAGCAUAGCACUGAUUAUGACUCAGCCAAGAUUUGAGAAGAUUCUCAAGUACUUCCAUAUUGUGGCCUUCCGUUCCAGUCAGACUACACACGGCCUCUACAAAAUCCAGCCCUUUCUGGACUCUCUGCAGCAUAGUUUUGACUCUGCUUUUAAGCCUUCCCAAACACAGGUGCUCCAUGAACCUCUGAUUGAUGAAGACCCAAUUUUUAUUGCCACUUGUACAGAGCGAGAGUCACGCAAGAGGAAAAAGCGGAAAUUCAGUCUCUGGGUACGGCAGUGCUCUUCAACUGGUUUUAUUUGUCAGAUUUAUGUCCAUCUGAAAGAAGGAAGCGGUGCUGAAGGCCUGGAUGCUUUGAAGAACAAAACCCAGCUCCACAGCAUGGUGGCCAAGAGUCUUUGUAAGAACACUGCAGGGAAAAACUACAUCAUCUUCACUGGCCCCAGUAUUACUAGCCUGAAUCUCUUCGAAGAGUUUGAAAAGCAAGAGAUUUAUUGCUGUGGGCUGCUAAGUGCGAGAAAAAGUGACUGCACUGGUUUGCCUCCAUCUAUGCUAAAUAACCCAGAUGUGCCUCAGUCACGAGGGCAGUACAGGAUAAAGAUGAAAGGAAACAUGUCCCUGAUUUGCUGGUACAAUAAAGGGUAUUUUCGAUUUUUGGCCAAUGCUUAUUCUCCAGUUCAAGAAGGGGUGAUAAUUAAGAGGAAAAGCGGAGAGAUCCCCUGCCCACUGGCAGUAGAAGCAUUUGCUGCUCAUCUUAGUUAUAUCUGCAAAUAUGAUGACAAGUACAGCAAGUAUUUCAUUUCUCAUAAACCGAACAAGACCUGGCAACAAGUGUUCUGGUUUGCCAUCAGCAUUGCCAUAAAUAAUGCUUACAUCCUCUACAAAAUGUCAGAUGCCUAUCAUGUGAAGAAGUACAGCCGCGUGCAAUUUGGUGAGAGACUUGUCAAGGAGCUGCUGGGCUUGGAGGAUAUUUCACCUUCUCAUUGAUGGAUCAUUCCUUGUGUCUUAGGUCAGGAGUGGAGGAGACUACAAAUCUGGACCAUUCAAAUGGGAAACUUGUCAAUCACACUAACCACACUGCUCCCCCUGAAAAAAAUGAGCCAGGAAGCCAGUAAAAUGGUGGAGGUUUUGUAGAAGGUACUGCUGGUGGUCAAAGAGCCCUGAAAAGAGCACCACAUCAAAUCGGCACAUGUGAAUGCUCCCUGGGCACUUGCACAUCAGAAAUGAAUUCAAGUUAAUAGCUGUUUCUUAAUAAUAUUUGUCAAACAGGGUGUUAGUUGCCAUACAAGCCCCUUUCCCUGGCCCCUCCCAUACUAAAAGCAGCACAGCAGAUCAAACUGGGCAUUACAGACAACUCUGUACAUUGUUGGACUGUGCAGCUGUUGCACAGUUUAAAGACAUGUCCUGUUUGGGGGCUGAUAAUACUCAGCAC
Molecule: messenger RNA, 2341 nt
Organism: Eublepharis macularius
Lineage: Eukaryota; Metazoa; Chordata; Lepidosauria; Squamata; Eublepharidae
Gene: PGBD5
Product: piggyBac transposable element derived 5
Exons: 7
Coding region: 1-1896 (631 amino acids)
Biological process (GO): non-replicative DNA transposition
Cellular component (GO): nucleus
Molecular function (GO): transposase activity
Source: RefSeq, a predicted model, not a curated record